This is a messenger RNA of Paramecium tetraurelia, 882 nucleotides long. RefSeq lists its product as uncharacterized. Lineage: Eukaryota; Ciliophora; Oligohymenophorea; Peniculida; Parameciidae. The transcript has 2 exons. The record is from RefSeq and is a predicted model, not a curated record.
AUGCAUAGAUAUGAUAAUGCAAUUUAGAUUUUAGAUCAAGUAUUGAAAACAAUCAAAUAAGUGCUAAUCUCUUGUUUGGAAAGGUUACAAACAAUUCGAGUUAUUUAGGCGACUGUCUAAAUCAAGUGGUUUGUUUCAGUUCUAUAAAAUUAUUAUACAAUAAAUACCAAGCAAAUGGCUUAUAUAUAAGGCUAUUUUGAUGAAUCAAAAUUUUCCAUAUGUUCAAAAUCAGAUAGGGAAAUAAAUGUGUUGAUGUAACUGGAUCUGUAAAUUAACAAAAGAAAUAGUAAUAAUGAAUCAAAUGAUAAUUUGAAAAUAGUAAUGAUCAUCAACAUUAGUUAUUAAAAUAAUUUUCAUCAUCUCUUAUUUUGUCAAUAAAUUUUCUAAUUAUUGUAUUUGAAAUUAUUAGAGAACUUGCAGUUGACAAUUGAAUAUAUGCAAAACAGGAAUUAAAAUAAAGUGCUAAAAAACUCUAAAGUAAAAUUUUUAUAACUCCAUUAGAAUUAAUUAAUAGAAGAGCAGAUUAAAGCGCAAAAAAUCAUCUUAGAAAUAGUUAUAUUAUUUGAAGAUUGGUUGAGUGAUUACUAUCAAUAUGCCCAGAGAAAAUAUAGAGUAAAAAUAAAGUCUGCAAUUUUAUGCAUCCAAGAUGAUUUGUCGGAAUUUUUACUAGCAAUUAAGUAGUAACUAUUAGAAAUUUUUCCUAAUAGUAUUUCAAAGAUGCUCUAAAUGAUAUCAAUUGAUGGAGUUUUUAUUAUUAAUCUAUGCCCAGAGUCUGAUUUCAAAAACAGCAAUUGCUACUAUCUACGCAGAGUUUGGGUAUCAAAGAGAAAAUAUUUGCAUUAAAAUACUUACAAAGUAUUGAUCUUGUAAAUGGGAAAGUGA